AUGGCUUUCAGCCGCCGGGUGCAUUCGCUCUCUUCUGGCUACGCAGGGCAGCGUGCAAGCUCUGACUCGGAGCGCACGGCGGCUGCGCGAGAGGAAGCCGAUGUGGAGGAUCUGCCCGGCGGCAGCUUUCCUGCGGAGCAGAGAUCGUCCUGGCUGCCUGCAGGGUCUGAGGAACGGAUGAGGGGACAUCCAGCCACAGCUGCGCACAUGGUGCCCGGAUUGGGUCUGCCACCAGAGGCACUUUUCUGCUGGACAGCAGCGGAUAUGGAGAUGUAUAUGGCUAGCUCUGGCUAUGUGAAGCCCAAGCUGAAGCUGUUCUACUACAUCUCGCCAGAGUGUCCCCAAACCAUCGUCGAUUUGGUUUCCCCACGUCUCCGGAAGCAGAACUGGGCCUGCACUGUGCGUCCAGAACCUGGCAACACGCCGAUCUUCGUGUGGGAGGGAUCUCGGCCCAGCAUUGAUCCGGCGCCGACUCUGUCGCGCGGGGGGCUCGUGAACCGUGUGGCGCCGGCGCUGCCAAUCACCCGGAAAGUGGGCAUGCUGCGGGCAGUGCAGAAGUGGUGCUCCCAGAAAGGGCAGGAGUUCCCUCCGUCCUGGUACCCCCUUACCUUCGAGCUGCCUGGCAGCUUGGAGGAAUGGAAGGAGCACGUUGCGAAGCAUCCGAGCAAGAGGUGGAUCUACAAGCCAAAUGGUGGUGCGCGCGGUGCUGGCAUCAUCCUGGUCUCGGGCGUGCAGGACGUCGACUCACCCGAGCGUCCGUUCAAGGAGCGAUGCCGGCCACCGCGACCAGAAGAUUUGCAUGCGUCGCCGCUGGAAGUGCGCUACUUCGCACCUACCGGCAUCAUUCAGGAAUAUGUCCCGGAUCUGCAGCUCUUAAAAGGCCACAAGUUUGCAAUCAGGGCUUACCUGCUGAUUGCUCGGGUUCAGCCGCUGCUGGUGCUGCUCCACGGUGCUGCAUACGCCAAGGUAUGUGGCCAGGAGUUCGACUCGGAGCACUUCUCGCAGGCCGAUCUCCUCAGGCAUGUCACCGAGCAAGAGUUCCAGAAGAUGGGUGGUCAAGUGCAUGACGACUGGAAGGUCCACCCCGUCAUGUUGCUGGAAGAGUUGGCGCAUGAACUUGCAGAUGAAGCCUCAGGAUCGGCGAAGGACUGGAUGGAGGCAUUCUGGACACAGGUGAGGCAGACGUGCCUCCAGGUGGUGGAGACUUUCCACGACUCGCUCCGAGAUGAGGGCCGGCUGGGCAUGUUUGAGAUCCUGGGCUUGGACUUCGUCUGUAAGGCAGAUGGCACGGUGAUUUUCCUGGAGGCGAACAGAGAUCCAUCCUGGGUCAUCGAUCCUGGGGCAAAGACGGCGAUCAUCCCAACAAUGGUGACCGACAUGUUGGACAUAGUCUUGCAGGCACACGGCGACACGGGUGGGCGGAGCUACAGCUCCAUCACGGAUAUUCUUCGUGGUUGCAACGGCUGCUACAAGUUUCGCGUCCUCAUCGACGAAACGAGUAGUGAAGAGGGCUUGGAGACGAUCAGUUCCACUCCAGCGGAGGAAAAACAUGGACAGCCCGCUUUUGCAGUCCUUCUAAGUUUCCAUUCGGAGGGAUGCCCGGCGUUCCAGAAUUCUGCCUUCUACGAAGGCGAGGAGGCAAGACACGUCGAGCUAAAUGGCAGGUUGCUUUUGCCUUGCCGGCGGCUGGAGAUGGGUGACUUCCUGCUGGUCAAGUUGGCCGAGGCCGGGGAAUCCUCAUCGGUCGGCAAGAGCCAGGGGCCGCCGGAAGGACGUGAUGAGCUGGAUAGUUUUCUCAAAUCGCUUCGGUUCCCCACCGGCCGAGGACGCCGCCGCUGCAAUGGAGCACGCCAUCGCCACAAAGCCUGGCGCCUGGCUGUGCCCCACUCGCCGAUGGGUACUGGUGACGGCAUUCGACGCUGGAAUGGAUGA
Symbiodinium natans is the source of this 1932-nucleotide messenger RNA. NCBI's taxonomy places the organism in Eukaryota, Dinophyceae, Suessiales, Symbiodiniaceae. The record is from the annotation of a GenBank genome assembly.